CAUUAGUCUGGCAUAUAAGUAUAAGCAACCAAAAAGAUCUGAACAAAAAGUCAUGAUCUCUAAAGGAACAUUAAGGAGUUCUAAGAGAGUAAAAGUAACCUCAAAGAAAGAUAAAACACAAUCAGAAAAGAAACAGAGCCGAAAGAGACAAGUAAAUAGAGUACGAAGGAAGAAAGCACAAGAAGAAUUCAGAUCUAACAUACAUACAUGCAAUGAAAUGUCUCAUAUAAAUUCUAAUACUGUAGAUAAUAUGAAAGAUGUCUUAUAUAAAAAUGAUAUUUGUCCCAAUCAGCAUGAGUAUUUGCAUCAAAAUAAUCUAGAGAUAAGUAAAACAUCACAAAAAAAUUCAUUUACAACUAAUGAGUACAGUGCAGAAUUUAAAUAUAUGGCAAAUUAUAAACAAGUUAUCAAGCCAUGUUUUGUUAAAUUAAAUGCUUGCACUGUUCAGAAUUAUAUGUUGAACUGCAAAAAGAUUUCACAAAAUAUGCAUGAUGUAUUGUAUAAUGUAGAAUCAAUAUGUACAGGUACUUUACGAACUAAAACAAAUAUUUCUAAAAAACAAAAUGCUAUUUCACAGUCAGUCUCAACUGAAUGUAAUGACUUUAGAAACUUUAAACAUACAUUGAUUAAACAAUGUUAUGUAUCAUUAUGUGAUAAUAUUGUUAAAAAUUGGUACAUAUUGAAAAAAAGAAACAUGAAAGAUUCUAUCAAUAUAAGAAAUGAAUCAAAUGUAUUACAUUCAGUAACUUUUUAUGAUCCAUUCAAAAUUGCUUUAAAUUGCAAUAAAUGUAUUAAACUUCCAUCAAAUUAUAUGAAAGAAAACAAAGAUUUAAUAGAAGAUAGUUUCAAAAAAAUCUUAAAAGUGGAAGAAUUAAAGAUAAGAAAAUUUGUAAAAGAAUAUGAUACAGUAUCUAAUAAAAAACAUAACAUAAUUUCUAGCACUCCUCUUAGCAAACAUGUGAAACCUUCAAACUGUUCAAUAAUAUUUUCUCCUAUUAAUUCUAACAUUUGUGACAAUUGGGGCCAAGAAUGUUCACUAGCGAUUGUGAAAGAUGAUGUAUUUAACACUGAUCAAAAAGAUUCUCAUUCUUUUAUAAUGUCGGAAAGUUAUAAAUUUGAGUCUGUAGAUAUUCAAAAACAACAAAGAAAAGUUUCUUUGUCGUCUCAGAAGUCACAAAUAUCUAUAAAUGUCGCUGUUAAAAACAAACUGACAUCUUAUAAAGAUAAUAUUCAUGUAACUCAGAAAUAUGAAACAAAAUGCAAAAUUGAAACAGAAAAUCUAUAUUCCUUAAAUAUAUCCAUUGCAAGUACUGAUCAAUCACGAUCGUUGUUUGAUGAUACAAAAUAUAAUCACGUUCACUCAGCAAAGGAAGUUGGAAAUAAUAUCGAAAAGGAGUAUUCUACGAAUGCAUUAGGAUGUAAAAAAAUUGAUAUGGCAGAUUCAUUUGCUGAUGCAUGUUUGAAACAAAAGCAAUUAUUAGAUGCUAAUGAAAUAACUGAUACAAACUUGCAACAUACACCAUAUGUAUAUAUAACAAGAAAUUUAAAUUUAAAUAAUAUUACGCAUAUGAAACAAGAAUAUAAAAAUGAAUCUCAAAGAAUUUAUGAUACAGAAAUAAAUACUACAGAAAUGAUUUCUAGAAACUUUGAUGAUGAAGUUGUUAAUUUUAGCAAACACAGUUUAUUUGAUAAAAGUCAAAAUAAUAUUGUCGAGGCUCGCGUAUUGCCUACACGAUUGCAAGAUUCGAUUAGAAUAGGAAAGAGAAUUCAAUAUCCUAAAUGGCAUCUUAGCAUGUCAAAUACUUCUGAUAAUUUGAAUAACGAAUCUACACAAUCAAACAAUGAAGUAAUUUGUCACAUUGCAACCGACAAAGUUUCUGAUAUUCAAUCAACAAUGUAUAAUUCCGACCACUCUAAGAAUAUGAUAAAUUCGUCUUUUGAUUUUUUCGAAUCGGUCGAUGACACAAUUCAAUUAUACAAUUAUACAAAUAAACAAAUGGAGAAAUCUGUUUUUCUAAAACCGGGCAAAUGUUGGGCUAGAUCUCUAUCAAUAUUGAAUAACAUAAAUAAUGGAUCUAAUUUACACAAAUUAAGUAUUGGAAAGGGGAAAAAAUGGAGGCACAGUGUCAGAGAUUUAUUAGACAUGCAAAAACAAGGAAUUUCCGAAAAUUACUUAAAUAAAAAAGAUGAUACGGACAUAUUCAGCAAUAAGUUUAAUGCAUCCAAUAUAUCUGACAGUAACUGUGAUAAAAAAUCCAAUUUAACAAAUCAUGAUAGGUUUUCAAAAAGGAUUUCGAUGAGAGUUGUUCUUAAUAAUAUAAGUAUUAAGAGCGAUAUCAAGGACACUCCAUUUCUUGAGGCAUUUGGAAUAAUAAUAGAAAAAUCUCCGAAUUUGAAACAAGCAUACCGAAAAGAUUCACUGACAUAUGAUGAUCAAAUUAUUAAACAUUCCGCAACCGCGAGAGAUGUUAUCUUGCAAAGAUGUUCACAAAAUGAUUAUAUGCAUUUUUCAGAUUGUUUUCCAGAUUCCUAUUUAGAACACUGCCAUAAAAUAGGCGAAGGUGUUUAUGGAGAAGUUUUCCUCCAUGAAUAUGGCGGUAAAAAAUCUGUUAUAAAAAUUAUUCCUAUAGAAGGUAAACAGUUGGUUAAUGGUGAGCCACAAAAAAAAUUUAAUGAAAUAUUGUCAGAAAUUGUGAUUGCAAAGGAAUUAGAUAAUCUAAGAUUAAAUGCUACAUAUAAAACUAGUGGAUUUGUAGAAGUUAAAAAUAUCAGCUGUAUUAUAGGAAAAUAUCCAAAAAAGCUCAUAGAACUUUGGAAUGUUUACGACAACGAUAAAGCAUCAGACAAUGACUGCCCAUCAAUGUUUGAUGAAACUCAAUUAUAUAUCGCUCUUGAACUUGGUCAUGGUGGAGAGGAUCUCGAAGCUUUUGUUUUUCAAACUGCAGAAGAGACCUAUGCUCUAUUUUUACAGAUAGCAUUGGCGUUAGCAGUUGCAGAAAAGGCACUUGAAUUUGAACAUAGAGAUAUGCAUUGGGGUAAUAUAUUAGUACAAAAUACAAAGGAACCAUAUAUAUAUUAUGACAUGGACGGAAAAGAGAUCAAACUUCCCAGUCAUGGUGUAAAAAUGUCUAUAAUAGAUUUUACGUUAUCGAGAAUGUUAUAUCAAGGAUGCUGCAUAUAUAAUGAUCUUGCAUUAGAUCCAGCUUUAUUUACUGCUCAUGGCGAAUAUCAAUUUGAGAUUUAUCGUCUUAUGCGCGAUAAAAUUCAGAAUAAUUGGCAAAAGUUUGAACCAUAUACUAAUGUUCUGUGGUUGCAUUAUAUUUUGGAUAAGAUGAUUACGGCGGUAAGAUACAAAAAGAAGAAUUUAAAAAUACAUAGACACGCCAUUAUUAAAUUAAGAAAAUUCAAAGAUACAAUUUUAAAUUAUGACAGUGCAGUCGAUUUUGUAAUCAAUUCUAAUAAUGUUACAUAUCUAUGAUGCAAGCCAAAAGAUGAAAAAAUAUUUGAACAACAAAUCAAAUUUCGCAAAAUUUUUGUUAUAUUUAGUAAUAUAAUUAUAUAAUAAAUGUAUUAAGACAUAUAACAUUAAGAUAUGUAAUAAC
Messenger RNA from Pogonomyrmex barbatus (red harvester ant), 3602 nucleotides. RefSeq names its product haspin (gene Haspin). The record is from RefSeq and is a predicted model, not a curated record. Gene Ontology annotation, molecular function: ATP binding; histone H3T3 kinase activity. Gene Ontology annotation, cellular component: nucleus; cytoplasm. Lineage: Eukaryota; Metazoa; Arthropoda; Insecta; Hymenoptera; Formicidae. Gene Ontology annotation, biological process: intracellular signal transduction; mitotic cell cycle; protein phosphorylation.